Messenger RNA from Frieseomelitta varia, 1558 nucleotides. It is a transcript of the gene Mpcp1, whose product is annotated as phosphate carrier protein, mitochondrial. The coding region runs from base 153 to 1214 and encodes 353 amino acids. Lineage: Eukaryota; Metazoa; Arthropoda; Insecta; Hymenoptera; Apidae. Gene Ontology annotation, biological process: mitochondrial phosphate ion transmembrane transport. Gene Ontology annotation, molecular function: phosphate transmembrane transporter activity. Gene Ontology annotation, cellular component: mitochondrial inner membrane. The record is from RefSeq and is a predicted model, not a curated record. The transcript is spliced from 6 exons.
AACAGCGUACGGAAACACGAUUUUCCUAUCUAUAGAAUUAUAAUCGAUGGAUCAUGUUACUAAACGGAUUCUGUUACUAAAGUCUCUGCCACUCUUUCUCUACCAGGCAAAGGCAAGGGUCACGUUUAUCGAGGUGAAGUGAGAAAGGCAAAAUGUGGUCCUCGAUACUGGACAUAGCCAAAACGAAUCCAUUCGGAACACCGUUCGUGACAGCUAAGUGUCAGGGGCAAAAUGAACUCGCACAAACACUUGUCAGGAAUCGGCACAUCGCGGCUGCCUCUGCAGAAGGAGAUAGCUGUGAAUUUGGAUCGAAUAAAUACUUCUUACUAUGUGGCUUGGGUGGUAUUCUAUCAUGCGGUAUCACUCAUACUAUGGUUACCCCUCUGGAUUUAGUAAAAUGCCGUAUACAAGUGGACCCUGCGAAAUACAAAUCAGUCUUCAAUGGAUUUAGAGUAACUUUGGCUGAAGAUGGAACUCGAGGUUUGGUUAAAGGAUGGGCUCCUACAUUCUUUGGCUAUUCCAUCCAAGGAAUGUUCAAAUUUGGACUUUAUGAAGUCUUUAAAGUAUAUUAUUCGGCUCUUGUUGGAGAAGAAGUGUCAUAUGAAUAUAGGACAACUUUGUAUCUAGUUUCUUCAGCAUCUGCAGAAUUUUUCGCUGAUAUUGGUCUAGCUCCUCUUGAAGCUUCUAAAGUCAAGAUUCAGACCACACCAGGAUUUGCAAAUACUUUAAGAGAAGCUAUGCCAAAGAUAUAUAGUGAAGAAGGCCUUGGCGGUUUCUAUAAAGGGCUUGUACCUUUGUGGCUUCGACAGAUUCCAUACACAAUGAUGAAAUUCGCUUGCUUUGAGCGUACUGUUGAACUUCUGUAUAAAUAUGUAGUUCCUAAACCAAGGCAAGACUGCACAAAAGGUGAACAGUUGGUAGUUACGUUUGCUGCAGGAUAUAUUGCUGGUGUAUUUUGUGCAGUUGUGUCUCAUCCUGCUGAUUCUGUUGUAUCAAAAUUAAAUCAAGAAAAAGGAGCAUCGGCUGUUGAUGUUUUGAAAAAGAUGGGCUUCGCUGGAGUAUGGAAAGGUCUUGGUCCACGUAUUAUUAUGAUUGGUACAUUAACAGCAGCGCAAUGGUUCAUUUAUGACGCAGUUAAAGUAUGGCUUCGUAUGCCUCGCCCACCACCACCAGAAAUGCCAGAAUCCCUCAAGAAGAAGUAUGGAUUAGCUUAAUUAUCAGGCAUGAAAAAUAUUUUUAAUUGAAUCAAUUAUAGUUGAAGGAAAAAAAACAUAGAUAAAUUACAUUAUUUCUUCACAGUACAUUGUCGAACAAUGUUUUGCCAUAAGUUUUGAAUAUUUAUUCUGUAAUACAGAUAUCAGUGCAGGUCAUCACUGCCUCCAAAUUAAAUAUAACAAUGUGCUACAAAUUAUAGUAAUUUACUACCAGUUUUGUGAUUAUAAAAAGGGUAGUACGUUUACAAAAAUCUAAUAGUAACAGUGAGUUACCUAUUGUAACCAAAAACUGUUACUUUGUAUAUAGAGUGGUCACUGUAAAUAAAUAAUCUGUGAUUGCUCAA